AUGAGACUCCCCAAACUCCUCAUUUUCUUGCUUUGGCACCUGGCUUGGCUGGACCUGGAAUUCAUCUGCACUGUGUGGGGUGCCCCUGACUUGGGCCAGAGACCCCAGGGGGCCAGGCCAGGAUUGGCCAAAGCAGAAGCCAAGGAGAGGCCCCCUCUCGCCCGGAACAUCUUCAGGCCAGGGGGUCACAGCUAUGGUGGAGGGGCCACUAGUGCCAGGGCAAAGGGGGGCACCGGGCAGACAGGAGGCUUGACACAGCCCAAGAAGGAUGAACCCAAAAAGCUGCCCUCCAGAUUGGGUGGCUCUGAACCCAAGCCAGGACACCUUCCCCAGACAAGGCAGGCUGCAACGCGGACUGUGACCCCAAAAGGACAGCUUCCCGGGGGUAAGGCACCCCCAAAGGCAGGAUCUGUCCCCAGCCCCUUCCUGCUGAAGAAGGCCAGAGAGCCUGGGCCCCUGCGAGAGCCCAAGGAGCCGUUCCGCCCGCCCCCCAUCACGCCCCAUGAGUACAUGCUCUCGCUGUACAGGACGCUGUCCGAUGCUGACAGAAAGGGAGGCAACAGCAGCGUGAAGUUGGAGGCUGGCCUGGCCAACACCAUCACCAGCUUUAUUGACAAAGGGCAAGAUGACCGAGGUCCUGUGGUCAGGAAGCAGAGGUACGUGUUUGACAUUAGUGCCCUGGAGAAGGAUGGGCUGCUAGGGGCUGAGCUGCGGAUCUUGCGGAAGAAGCCCUCGGAUACGGCCAAGCCAGGGGCCCCCAGCAGCGGGCGGACUGCCCAGCUGAAGCUGUCCAGCUGCCCCAGCGGCCGGCAGCCGGCAGCCUUGCUCGAUGUGCGCUCCGUGCCAGGCCUGGAUGGAUCUGGCUGGGAGGUGUUCGACAUCUGGAAGCUCUUCCGAAACUUUAAGAACUCGGCCCAGCUGUGCCUGGAGCUGGAGGCCUGGGAACGGGGCCGGGCCGUGGACCUCCGUGGCCUGGGCUUGGACCGGACUGCCCGGCAGGUCCACGAGAAGGCCCUGUUCCUGGUGUUUGGCCGCACCAAGAAACGGGACCUGUUCUUUAAUGAGAUUAAGGCCCGCUCUGGCCAGGAUGAUAAGACUGUGUAUGAGUACCUGUUCAGCCAGCGGCGAAAACGGCGGGCCCCACUGGCCACGCGCCAGGGCAAGCGGCCCACCAAGAACCCCAAAGCCCGCUGCAGUCGGAAGGCACUGCAUGUCAACUUCAAGGACAUGGGCUGGGACGACUGGAUCAUCGCACCCCUUGAGUACGAGGCCUUCCAUUGUGAGGGGCUUUGCGAGUUCCCCUUGCGUUCCCACCUGGAGCCCACGAACCAUGCAGUUAUCCAGACCCUGAUGAACUCCAUGGACCCCGAGUCCACGCCACCCACCUGCUGUGUGCCCACUCGGCUGAGUCCCAUCAGCAUCCUCUUCAUUGACUCCGCCAACAACGUGGUCUAUAAGCAGUAUGAGGACAUGGUUGUGGAGUCUUGUGGCUGCAGGUAG
This is a messenger RNA of Diceros bicornis minor, 1500 nucleotides long. It is a transcript of the gene GDF5, whose product is annotated as growth differentiation factor 5. Lineage: Eukaryota; Metazoa; Chordata; Mammalia; Perissodactyla; Rhinocerotidae. Gene Ontology annotation, molecular function: cytokine activity; growth factor activity. Gene Ontology annotation, biological process: BMP signaling pathway; SMAD protein signal transduction. Gene Ontology annotation, cellular component: extracellular region. The record is from RefSeq and is a predicted model, not a curated record. The transcript has 2 exons. Bases 1 to 1500 code for a protein of 499 amino acids.